AUGGUACUACCACUAGUCGCGGGUAUCGGAAUCACCAUCGUCGCCCUCGUCACAAAAACUUCAUUAUCAGCCUAUAGACAAUACAUCCACCUCACACCCGUCAUGAUCGCCACCCUCAACAACAUCCGUCUAACCACCCCAUCUUCCAAACCCCUCGAUAGAUCCGAUCCUCGAUAUGCAAUCUAUGAAAGAAUACGAAACACAUAUCCCAAUCGAGGAUUUAAUGAACCUAUGAGUGAACAAGAAGCAUUAUUGAUCUUGGGAAUUGAAGGAGAUGAUAUUUUGAGAGUGAAUAGAGAUAUGGUGAGACAGAGAUAUCGAGAAUUAAUGAAGGUUAAUCAUCCGGAUCGGGAGGGGGGUAGUGUGUUUUUGAGUAUGAAGAUUAAUCAGGCUAAAGAUGUUUUGGAUAAGAGUUAUAUGAUGAAUAAAUAA
Messenger RNA from Hemisphaericaspora subhashii, 432 nucleotides. RefSeq names its product Mdj2p (gene MDJ2). Bases 1 to 432 code for a protein of 143 amino acids. The record is from RefSeq and is a predicted model, not a curated record. Gene Ontology annotation, molecular function: ATPase activator activity. Gene Ontology annotation, biological process: protein import into mitochondrial matrix. Gene Ontology annotation, cellular component: PAM complex, Tim23 associated import motor. Lineage: Eukaryota; Fungi; Ascomycota; Pichiomycetes; Serinales; Debaryomycetaceae. The transcript has a single exon.